Molecule: messenger RNA, 4076 nt
Organism: Aedes aegypti (yellow fever mosquito)
Lineage: Eukaryota; Metazoa; Arthropoda; Insecta; Diptera; Culicidae
Gene: IKKbeta
Product: inhibitor of nuclear factor kappa-B kinase subunit beta
Exons: 5
Coding region: 636-3020 (794 amino acids)
Biological process (GO): peptidyl-serine phosphorylation; tumor necrosis factor-mediated signaling pathway; positive regulation of transcription by RNA polymerase II
Cellular component (GO): cytoplasm; IkappaB kinase complex
Molecular function (GO): ATP binding; IkappaB kinase activity
Source: RefSeq, a predicted model, not a curated record
CAAACGAUCCAAACCCCACCCACAACACCUUUUGGCUUUCUCUGUUUUGCUCCGUGUCUUCCAGUCUUAUUUUGUUUUGUUUUUUAUUCCGUCAGUGUUCUUUGUUACGUACAACAAACUGUGCGGUGUUAUCCCUGUUAUCAAUGUGAGAGUGUUGAACUGUUGAAUAAUAAUAUUCGCGAAGAAUAAUCCAAUUUUUCACCUAUGGAAUAAAAUCGCCUAAGCUUCAAAUAAUCAUCUCUUGAUAGAACUUGUGCCAGACUCCAUAUUCCUGGCAAGUGAACAGUGAAAACGUAACACAAUAGUGUGGAUUUUUGGAUGGAAAGUGCACAUCGACCGGUUUAAAUCGCCAGCAGAGCGCAUACAUAAAAUUAGAACGCAGAUUCUCACGCAUCGAAACCAGACACAGGAAAAUUGGCUCCCGCUUGGCUAAAAAUAGCCCAUUCUUUCACACUGCGUCAGGUCGAAAAGUUGUGGCGAUUUCCUCAUAACUCGCGGAAGAAUUUCGUUGUUCUUUACUUGGCGAAGGUGCCCAUUUCUCCGGGUGAAGUUUCUUGGAACUUAUUAAGAAGCGAUAAGGGCUUGGCGUUUGUAUGACUCACGGAGAUCGACGACAGUGAUCAUUUACCAACACGAUGAUGGCCCAAAGCGAGGAUCCUCCCUUUAUUGGGGACUGGCAUCGGGAAAAGCGACUGGGAAGUGGCGGAUUUGGGUUUGUAACCCUUUGGAAAAACCACAAAACCAACGAGAUGGUUGCUAUCAAAAAGUGCCACAUUCUGCUCGAUAAAAGCGAGAUGACUGAUAAGAACUGCGAACGAUGGUGCAACGAGGUGUCCCUGAUGAUGAACAAGGUGCGCAACGAGAACAUCGUUCGCACGGUGCGGGUUCAACCGGAGACGUUCCUGCAGGAAUUGAUAAAACAUUCGACGAACAAGUUGCCCAUCCUGUGCAUGGAAUACUGCGAGGGUGGUGAUUUGAGGAGGGUGCUCAAUCGAGUCUCCAGCUGUAGCGGGUUGAAGGAAUUGGAAGUAAGGGAAAUUCUGCGAUCGCUCAGGAACGCCAUUUCCUAUUUGCACAAUUUGAGAAUCACGCACCGGGAUAUUAAGCCGGAGAACAUAGUGCUUAAGCAGAUGGGAGAUCGAAUGGUGUACAAGCUGACCGAUUUGGGUUAUGCCAAAGCCUUGGAUAAGCAGAGUUUAAAUGCAAGUCUGGUUGGAACGGUGGAGUAUAUUGCUCCGGAUUUAAUCUACUGCGAUCGAUACAAUUGUUCCGUCGAUUACUGGUCCAUGGGGAUCAUUGCUUUUGAAAUCAUCUGUGGAAUACGUCCCUUUAGUCCGCAUUCAAUCGUUGCUAAAUGGAUGAUGCUCGUCCAGCAGAAGAAAUCUAACCACAUCGCAAUCACUGAAGAUAACCGGGAGAAUUACACAUAUCACAGUGAACUAUUUCCUGAGAAUCACAUUUCUAGCGUGCUUAAAACAUAUCUAGAGAAAUGGCUUACCCUCGCAUUGGAAUGGAAUCCGAAACAGCGAGGACAUGUCUUCCAAAUUGGCGACAAAGAAGUCACUGAACAGCAGCUAAAAUCAGCCAAAGAGCCUUCAAACGGUCAACCAGUUCAGGUGCUGAAAAUUUUCUCCAUGCUAGAUUCCAUCCUCAGCAAGAAGAUUCUUACCAUGUUCUGCUUGUACGAUUUCCGCUUCCUAAGUAUCGAAAUCGAUGAAACAACGGUCCUGGAAACGCUAUGCUCUGCAAUCACAUCCCAAACUGGCAUCGCUCGAGAGGCGAUCGAGUUCGUUCUACCGCUGGAUCAGAAGUUGGACCGCGUGACGGCGACCACCAAACCGAUCGAUCUCUAUCUGGACGGUUUCCACGACAAACCGAUGCUUUUCAUCAUCAAACAAGGUGCCAUCAUCCAGGCGGAUCUCAAACCGCAAAUCCCAAAGAGUGUGACGGACGUGUUCCAAAACAUCAAAGUGAAACUGAAGCCGCACAUGCUGAGGCAGUUUGUGUCCAAUGCGUGGUACUUUGUCACCAACGAGCAGCGGAUUUACGGCACGGCACUGGACGGCAUCAAGAAUUACGGCUUGAUGCUGAACGAUCAGAUUGUCAAGGGCAGGGACGACGUGUCCAAGUUGAACAAGGUGUCGUACGGAAUCAGCGGAGGACUGGAGUACCACAAGCUGUCGCUGAUCCAGGCUAAGGAGAUGGCGAUGGUCAAGCAGUUACCUCCUGGUACCAUUCAGCAGUGCUUCUCCGUGCUAGAGGAACGCUGCACCCGGAUGGAGGCUACCAUUGGCAAACUGGCGGAAGUGGCCGACAAGAUUACCACCCGUUACGAGUCGGUGCUGAAGCGAAGUCGUGAAGCCGUGGCCCAUCAGCUGCUGCGUGGCUAUGACCAACAGGAUCCCUUCAAUCUAAAAAGCCUGGACAACCGGUACGAAAUCGCUCGGGUGCAGAUUUUGGAAAAGAACACCCACGAAAAAUCACACAUCGAUAUGCUUCAGGCGGUCUACGAGUGCCUGAAGAAGCGGGAUAUUCUGCUGAGGGACUACAGUUUUAAGGAGUUGCAACAGCAACUAAUCGACAUUCGUCGCGAAAUGCAAGAGAUUAGAAAAGCUUUGGAUAAGGCUCAGGAGCAUGCAGAGAAGUUCAAAAAGGACUUGGCUAAGAUGAUAGUGGAACAUAACAACAGCGUGUGGAGUUUGUUGAAUCAGGGAUCUACGAGCAACACAUCAAAUCCAACAGUUUCAACGUACAACGGAAAUGCUGCAAUCAUUCCGGACAUCGACCGAAUAAUGGGAUCUAGCAGUGGAACUGCCAAUGGAGAUUUACCGGGUGCGCCAAAGUUUGUUGUCGGAGGUACCGUUACCACACUGCAGAAUUCGUUGGGCGGCGAGCCAAUCAGCAAAAGUUUACUCUGCUAUGGCGAGGGACCAGAUGUGGAGUCGUUGUUAACAGCUAAUCAGUCGCUUAUUAUGACAACCGAAGAUCUUUUAAAGGACGGAUUCGACUGGAUGAAGUGAUGUCACCAGCACAACAUGCACAGAGUCAAUUAGAAGGGUGCCUCCGGAAACGGUCAUUUUACUAUUAUUAACAACAUUUGAAUGUGAUAUGCCAUUGGCAGGGUUAGUAGCAUAUCCCUUUUUAGUUUCUAUUUUAAUGCAAGCCUUUAAAAAGUCUUUAUUUUCAUUGGAAGAUCUCUAAUGUCUCUUUUAUCAUCAAAAUGGUCUCUGAAUUCAACUUUUUUUCUCCUUGCGAAUGGAACCUAGUGCAAAAUUAUAGAGGUUUCAUUCAUACGUGAGUAUUCCACAGGUUCUUCACCAAUUUCUUACAACGAUGUUACCAAAAUGUGGAAACAAUAUUUUAGAAUAUUUUUCAGGAACUCCCCUGGGGAUCUUUCCAGCAAUACUUCCAGGAGUUUCUUUGAAGAAUUCGUUCAUAAAUUCCCCUAGCGAUUUCUCAAGUAAUGCUUAGAGUAAUUUAUUCGGAUGUUUCUACAGAAAUUCAUCAGCGCUCCACAAUACCUUUAGUAAUUUCUUAAGAAAAUACUCAUCAAUUUUCCACGAAUUAUUCGAGGGGACUUCCUUGAGAAAUUUCUGAAAGAAACUUUGGAGAAUUUGCUGAAGAAAGUUCUGAUGCAUUCUCUGGAGCUAUUCCUUCAAUGAUCCUUGGAAAAUUCAGAUUGAGUUCUUGUUAUUAUAUGAACUAUUGAAAAAUUCUUCGGAGUAUUUUCUGGAAGAAACCAAUACUUGAAUUAAAUUUUGAUGAAAUUCCUGGGAAAAAUAUGAAAAUCUGCAUAUACAGUAAUACUUGUAAUGUCAGGAAUAAUUUUCAUAAACUUUAUGUUUGAUUCGCGUCAUGUCUAUUUUUUCAUGCAUGAAGUUCAUUAAGUUCCUAUUUCUAAAAAACUUUGUCGCUACCAGCCCUGCCUUGGCCAAAAAUUGAGCAAGCAUUUUCAACUACAUUCAAGCACAAUUUUCGUAUUCGUUCAUUGUUUUAAUAUUAAAUGUUUAUUACUACCUAUAUAUUUACAUGAAAGCAUAAUAAACCUAACUGAAGUCUUAUGGUCUUAUGUUAAA